GAGGAAGUAUUAUUAUUAUUGAUAUACUUCUGAGUAGGUAGUGUUUAAACAUGUUACGUUUCAUCUUUUGUUGUCUAAUUGCAGGAGUCUUAUUCACGAGAAUUGUUGAUUGAUUGGACAGUGAGGUGUUCAUACAUGACAGUGAAUAGUGCAUUGCCCAUCACUGUCAGAUCACAUGUGGCAUGACCUGUGUCUGAGUGCUGCUGCUUCAAGAAGUGGCUACAACAGUGACUUUAUAUUUGUGAAGAAAUGCAGAAAUACUGAAAAAUGAAGUGAGCUGAUGAUAACUUGGAUGUCCAGGUGUUACAACCGAAAAAAGUUAUGAGUGAAAGCAGUGAUGUGGAAUCACCGUGAAAUGAAUGGAACAGAGUAGCAUACAGAUGGUAGGGACAAGUUGUGACUGUAAGUCUGUGAUUCAUGGAUACUGACCCUGGUAUUAUUUGUUUUCAACACUGUGAUUCUAAAGUAUUUUGUUUCGAAUUACCAGAAAAAUGUCCUGUGUGUCUAAGUCCUAUGGCAAAUACUGUACUUCCUCUUCCUCCAUUCAGGAUUCCAUACCCAUUUGUGCGUGCAUCACAGCAUUCAUGUUGCAUAGUUAUGAAACCUACAAAUGGAGAUUUCCUCAACGAUUACUUGAAUUCUAAAGACCUUCAUAUAGGAGUCACUUCAUCUAAGGGGCUAGUGGUAGAAUAUGACAAAAAUGGGUUGCAGUAUGACAAAGCGAGCUUGUGGAAACAGUGCUUAAUAGUAGAUGGUGCUGAUGAGUCUUGGAGUGAAAUAUGGGAUAAUACUUUAAGACAUGUGUCCAGUCUGACUUGCUGGUCUUCUGAAAGGUACAAUGAAGAAAAUUUCAACUGUUACAAUUUUGUUUUGAAAUUUUUGCAAGAGCUGAGGUAUGGAGCCCUCAGUGCAGCCGCUGUCAGUAGAACAAGAUUUUGUGAAAGUUACAUUGUGCCUCAAACUACAACAGCAGGAAAGUACAUUUCUCUGUACCGAAAACUGAAAAAAAGUGGCUGUGUUACUCACAGAAUAUCUUCAAAACAUACUGCCUGUAACACACUUAAAUAGGGUGUGUUUCUAUAUGUUGCAGUAUUUUUGUUUUAUCAUCUAAAUGUAUAUUUUUUAAAUAAAAUUUACUAUUCCUAACAAAUA
Schistocerca serialis cubense is the source of this 1152-nucleotide messenger RNA. RefSeq names its product MKRN2 opposite strand protein. The transcript is spliced from 7 exons. The record is from RefSeq and is a predicted model, not a curated record. NCBI's taxonomy places the organism in Eukaryota, Metazoa, Arthropoda, Insecta, Orthoptera, Acrididae. The coding region runs from base 418 to 1068 and encodes 216 amino acids.